Messenger RNA from Pyricularia grisea, 465 nucleotides. RefSeq lists its product as uncharacterized. The transcript has a single exon. Bases 1 to 465 code for a protein of 154 amino acids. NCBI's taxonomy places the organism in Eukaryota, Fungi, Ascomycota, Sordariomycetes, Magnaporthales, Pyriculariaceae. The record is from RefSeq and is a predicted model, not a curated record.
AUGACCUCAGGCUUCGCCAUCACCCUCAUUGUCAUGCUGAGCACCUUUUCCGCACUGAUAAUCCUAGGCGGUAUAUGUCGGUUCCGCCUUCUCCUCGGGUUCGCCAACUAUGGACCGGGCCCAAACCGCACAAGAGCCAUCGCCCGCGCGUGGGACACAGCCGGGACCCCCUGGCCUACCGCAAGAAGCCGGCAGACUCGUCGGCAGUCCGCCCUCCCUUCUUACUCUCUGCAGCCUCGGGCCGGGGAGAUAAGUGUGUCGAACGCCGAGCAUGGCGUCACAAACGAUGACCCGCAGUCCGAAGCGCAACUAUCCCAAAUGCUGCGGGAUUUGGAACAGCCUCCGCCGGCGUACCAAGGGUCAGCGGCUCCGAGCAGGCCGCACAGUCGCAUGCCAGAAGGGCAGACAAGGCUUGAGGUGGAGCCUGGGACGUGGUUGGCCCACUGGAGAGCCCGAGGGUAUUAA